CGGGCGCCGCAGUGUUUGUCAGUCCUUCGUAUGGACAUCACGUCUGACGCGGCUGAUAGUCUACUCGCGCUCUGGCAUUCGUGUAUACGCGUAAGUUUUGGCGGCAUCUAUCACCUUCGGUCCACGACGUGUCGCACGUCAAAUUUCCCGUCGAUGAGCUACCGGACGUGCCUAUGCUCGCUCGCAACUCAAUCACCUCGUUUUCUCAUCGUCAUCUCCACGAGUAAUUCGAGGAUUAAUCGGCCGAUCGAGAUGUGAAAACGCCGAAUUGGAAGCGAUGUGGCUUCCGUUGAUGCUGCUCGCCUUGAUGGCGAGCAGUUCCGCGUGUCCAGAUUUAUGCGAGUGUCAUCAGAGUGCUGCCGAAAGGGACCUACCGGCUUUUGUAAAUGUGAAGUGUCGUGGACGUGCGCCUGGAUUAUCGGAAUUGCCGAUUAAAACGAGAAGCUUCGCGAUAGACGGUGCCGACGAAUACGAAGUGAUCGGUUUCUUCGACGAACUGGAAGUGAGCGAUUCGUUGAACGAUUUCGAAGUGAUCGGUACGUUGAACGAAUUCGAUGCAAACGGUACGUUCGACGAGUCGGAUACCGGCAACUCGACGAUUCUUCCCUACCUCGACGACGUAUCCGUGACGAACUGUUCGUUGGUGUUCUUGAACGUGUCGUGGCACGGCUUCGAACGCGUCAGAGCAUUGAACCUAUCAUGCAACAAUCUGGCACGGUUGAACGAUGUGCUAGUAAGCCGUGUGACGAAUAUGAGCGAGCUGACGCGUUUCGACUUGUCUGACAACUCGCUGACAGACGUGAGUGUCGGAGCUUUUAGGACGCUUGCGGGAUUGGUGAGGUUGAGUUUGCGUAGAAACGCGAUAUCCACCGUGCACGAGGAUGCGUUUCAAGGAUUGGAUCGGUUGGAGUACCUCGAUCUAUCGGACAACAGGCUGGCGGAUUUGCCAGAUAGUGCGUUGACGCCACUCUAUUCGUUGCAAAAGUUGGAUCUCAGUGGAAAUCAACUACAAGUUUUGGGUGCCAGGUGGUUCGAGAGCCUCGACAGACUAAGGGAGCUCGACGUUUCGAGGAACGGUUUAGCGCGGGCGGCUUCUGGAACUUUGCAACCGCUUCCGGGAUUAUCGAUACUAAAACUCUCGGAGAAUCCUCUUAAAGAAAGAGAUGUCUCUCUGCUGUUGGGUACUGGCAGACGCUUGGAAACUGUGGAUGCGUCUCGUACAGGUUUGGCAAGAGUUCCAGCUGCGCUAACGAGAUCCGUCAGAGCGCUCAGACUAGCCGGUAACAAGUUAACCACGAUUCGUGGCGGUGACCUCGACAGUUACCCUCUUUUACGGAUAUUAGAUAUCUCGGAGAAUCGAUUGAUAGACAUCGAAAACGACGCUCUCGGACGUUUAGAGGUUCUCGAAGAAUUGGAUAUUUCUGGUAACGUUCUCGUUAAGAUCCCGGCCAGUUUACCGAACAGUCUUACAAAUUUGAAGCUUCAACGAAAUAGGAUAACAACUUUGAAAAUCGACGAUCUACAGGGACUAUACAAUCUAAAAUCCUUGACGUUAAAUGAUAACGAUAUUAACGCGAUUGAGGUGGGAGCGCUCGGUCAAUUACCGGUACUCGAAGAACUUGAUCUAUCAGAUAAUCCCAUUAAAACGUUACCGGCUAAUACACUAAGUGGACCAAGUAACCUCGCCAAGCUUCGUAUGUCAGGAUUAACUUCCCUCGAACAAAAGCAAGAGGAACAAAGUGAUAUGGCGUUUCCAGUACCUACGCCCGAAAGGCUCGUAUUCCUCGACGUAUCGAGGAGUCCUGUUCUGGCCAGACAGCUUUUAGCGGAUGACGCCGCGCUGUCGGCUUGCAAGAGCUUGGUCCAAUUGGACUUGUCUCGAACUAACAUCACCAGUCUUAGAUUCGAUCUACCUUACAUGCUACCUCAAUUGCGUAUUCUCAACUUAAGCGCAAACCAUUGGGAUUGCACCGAAGAUCUGUAUUGGCUGGGUGAAUGGUUGCGGCAGCACGAACAACUAAAUAAAGGUGUUCAACCGGGUCAAUGCGAUACUCCACGGGAAAUGUCAGGAUCACUCCUAUACGAAUUGCCAUCACCGCCGAGCCCUCUUCCUACAACCGUACCAACCAUAACACCCACCGCUUCCAUAUUAUCGAUUCUGUCUCCGAUCGGACGUAUAUCUCAUUUUAAUAACCUAAACGCGUCUUCCAACGUUACCGAUGUCGGUUCUCACGACGAAUCUAUUACCGUUAAUGACACCAAGCAGUCAACCUAUAGAAACUCGAGUCACGGAAUAGUCGGUUCUCAUAACUCCACCGAGAACUCGACAAAUUACAAAACGAAACCUGUUCCAACGUUGCCGAGUAACGAAACGCGUUAUUACGAAGCACCUACGUCGUUUCGAAACAUGACAACAUCAACGACGGAACAGAAGGAGCGAAACUCGAGCAAGAAAGUUAUCGAAAUCGAUCAGACUUCGGCGGAGAUUAAAAAUUCAAUUAUGGACGUCGCCGGACUGCCGUAUCGGAGAACGAACGAAGACAAACCGUCAAUUAUUAGGAUGGAGAGCGAAUCGGAUCCAGGAACUAUCGAUAAUCGUAUAGACGGCAAGAGGCAGAAAAGCAAGAGACCGAGUAAACUUAGCGUAUCGUCGAGUAAGAUCACCUCCUUGAAGCUAUCUAAACUUGCGUCGCUAAAGGAGGAAGUAGGAGAAAAGAAGACGGCCGAGAAAUACUCGAAGAGGCUAAACAAUCUGACAAAAGAGAAGUUGGUACUAGGGAAUACUCCUGAUUCAAAUACGAUAGCAGAGGAAUUGAAUAAUCGAGCGACUGAUUCCGACGCGAGAGUUUCCGAGGCUUUAUCCGCUGGUGCUCAUCCGGGAAUGUUGGUGCUGGCUGGUGCAGCCCUCGGUGCCGCAGCUGCGCUCACUGUAGUGUUGUCGCGACGAGCCACUGUACGCCGAAGGGAUAGGUAUCAUCGUCACGAAAACAUCGAAGUGCACACGCUCACUCCGACCACCGAACUUUGGUGACCAGAGUCUGAAUAUGCUCGAUUGUUCAACAGAGAUAAGCAACUAGACGCCGAGGAUUACGAGAAACGUGUUGAAAUUUUGUCAAUAUUAUCUCAGUGACUACCGAGAACACGACUAACGGACGUGCACUACAGGAGUAUGCUAAAGUAAUCUAUUUUUCAUCUUCCUGUUAGUUUCCUUCUAUUUGCUGAAACUCGAACGAGAUUCCCGACGAUUAGCAGGCAACCAGUCACGCGUCUAGAAGAUCGAACGCCGACGUUUGAUCUCCGAUUGACGUUCUUCACGUGAAGAACCAAGGGCCAAGUGAUAAUAACUCGAUAACUUUAAGAACUGAAUAAGAGGUGAAUUGAGUAGAGAAACUUUUACACGACGGAAUCAAAACAAUUUCAAAUUCAUUAUUUAGAUAACGGUUUAUCACGAAAGAGAUAAUUUCCCAGUCAGCCAAUGUUCCUUUCUGGCAACGAGUCACUGGAGAACGCAGCAGUAUACAACUGUACAACGCUCGUUUAAGGUGAGCGGAUGAACGCUGAACAGUUCCGACUAAGAUGUACAAAGCUCAAACAGAUCACCUUCUCCAGGAGAAAGCUGAAGUAGUUCCCGCAUAACCACCAGAUUCGGCUUUGUCCGUCGGGAAAUACCGGACAUACGAGAAAGUUCAGCGAAGGAAACUGUUGGCCGAAAUCCCACGGAUUCUGCGGAACAUCUCUCGAUGCGAAUCUCGAGCGAACGAUAAACUCGAGAAGUAGUCGAAACUCAGUAAAAUUUCGAAAAAUCAGUGAUUCAUCGAGGAAUUCAUUAAAACAAAGACUGCUUGCUUAAGAGGACCGUAUCGAACCGAACACGUUCGUGACCAGGAAACGGCUUGAAAUCGGUACUCGAUGUAGUACCCUUUCUUUUGGUAUUUCGCGAGAAACCUCAUCCUGGUGCGAGACGAUGAAAUGCAGACAAAGACAAAGCGAAACCGCAGGUGGCAAUAAUUAAAAAUCGAUGCGCUGCAUCAACCUCAGGCGAUCGGAACGUUAAAUAGCACACAGUGACAAUAAUAAUUGUAACGUGCCGCGUUUCUGGAUUGGACUUUUCACCGUACGUUUAGGACGCUUCCGUGACUCGGUAGAAGUGCGGCUAGGCUACGUACGAGGAAAAUGUGGUGAGAAAGGGCGAGAAAUGGGAAGAAGACUUGAGAGAGAGAGGAAGAGAGAGAGAGAGAGAGAGAGCGACGAAGACAGAGGGAGCGAGCGCGCGCGAGAGAGAGAGAGAAAGAGAGUGACAGCGAAAGAGAAGACGGAGAAAAGAAAUUGAUGGGACACAGGAAACGUGCUGGCGUGAAAUUCGCGGUGGCGAAUUGUACGUUUGAAUGACAGUGCGAGACGGGAAGCGGAGAGCGAUUGCUGGCCGGAAGAACUUUUAUCGAACGCUGCGAGAUCGAAUGAGAAAAAAAGGUGCGCGAAGAAGUAGUGAAGGAGAGGGUGUGAGAAAGUAUGCGAGAAAUGAGCGAAGAGCUAGAGAGUAAGAAUGGAAAAGAGAAGAAGAACGAAAGAGUGAGAGAGCAUGAGAGAGAGAGAGAGAGAGAGAGAGAGAGAGCUUGAGAGAGAAAUGAUCGCGAGGUGGAAACCGCUCUCAACAGCGGCCACACCGAGUGUACAGAAACGUAGCUUCCGAACUUAAUUCUGGCUUGGCCAGUUGCCAAGACUCCUUAACAAACAGAAAAAAACAAAGGAUAAGAGUGGAAGAGAGCAGAUAAGAAAUAACGAAGAGGUUAGACAUUAUCUUUCUUAAAAUAACCAGUGUCAAAGUACCGCUAUGAUAAUAAACCGAUGUACAAAGAUGCAA
This is a messenger RNA of Bombus terrestris (buff-tailed bumblebee), 4861 nucleotides long. Its product is annotated as chaoptin. Gene Ontology annotation, cellular component: plasma membrane. Gene Ontology annotation, molecular function: protein binding. The record is from RefSeq and is a predicted model, not a curated record. The transcript has a single exon. Bases 278 to 3031 code for a protein of 917 amino acids. NCBI's taxonomy places the organism in Eukaryota, Metazoa, Arthropoda, Insecta, Hymenoptera, Apidae.